This is a messenger RNA of Papaver somniferum (opium poppy), 867 nucleotides long. Its product is annotated as F-box protein At3g07870-like. The transcript has a single exon. NCBI's taxonomy places the organism in Eukaryota, Viridiplantae, Streptophyta, Magnoliopsida, Ranunculales, Papaveraceae. Gene Ontology annotation, molecular function: protein binding. Bases 1 to 867 code for a protein of 288 amino acids. The record is from RefSeq and is a predicted model, not a curated record.
AUGGAGAACCUGCCAAUAGAUAUCAUAGAAAACAUAUUUUCUCGCUUAUCUGUUAAACCCACUUUACACUGCAAACGAGUAUGCAAAACAUGGAGAAACUUUAUCGGCAAAAACAAGACCGGUCUCUUGUUCGCGUACGUAGACAUUCAUAAUCUCCAAUAUGACUAUCAAACAAAAGUAAAACUCUACUAUGGAGAUAAGUACGAAGAAAAUCUUGAGCAGUACUACUCCACGGAAACACUUGCAAAGUUGGAUGGUGGAAAAUACGAUUUGCGUAUCCCAAAUUUUCGCUGUUAUCAUCACAUGAUUGAUUCAUGCAACGGAUUGGUUUUUUUUCAACGCGACCUUAACCGUGUUCAUCCAUUAGGUGGAAUCUUCAAUCCAGUAACUGGAGAACUGCUUUCUCUUUCAGGCUUAAGUAAAGAAGCGGGCUUGAGAUGGCGAUCAGUUGGAUUUGGAUACCUUCCUUCCACAAAUGAGUAUAAGGUUGUUAGAUGCAGUUACACUAAAUUAAAUGAUGAGUUGCAGGGACAUGUGGAGGUAUAUACUCUUGGCUCUCAAUGUGGGUGGAGAGGAAAACAGAAUCUCCCUUACUAUUUUCAAAAAUCAGGCAUCUUUGCUAAUGGAGCAAUUCAUUGGAUUGGCGAGGGAUGUCAAGGAGCACGUGCAUAUGAGAUUCUCGCCUACAAUUUAGCGGAUGAGAAGUUCAAGCACGCCGCUUCACUACCUUUUGAUUUUAAUAGAGGUGAUGAUAGACUCGAAUUGAUGGGGGGAAACUUAUGUGCACUUCACUAUAUUUGUGGCGGACCAAUCAUAAUAUGGGCAUUCAAAAAAAAGAACUGGGCACGCAAUUAUAUUGCGACCUAG